UAAAGCUUGAACGUGUUCAGUAGCCACUGCUUACGACCGUUUCCUCUAGUUACCACUACCGUAAAGCAAGCAUGAAACAGGUCAAUAACAUUACAGCGUCUUCGCCUCCAUCAACCUCGCAGCUCGGAGUGAGCAACGCGAUCGACCGUCCUCGCCGCCCGAUCAAUCCCCUAAUACAUAUCGCAAUCCUGACUUCGAUUCUCGCGACAGUAGGACUUAUUCCCUACGUCGCAGUCAGGAGACAUGCAUUAUCCUUACACAGAAAGUUGGGAGACCUGGGUGUCGCUAAUGCUGCAAUUAAGCGAGACCUGAAGGUCCUUAUAUCUGAAUCCACCCUUAGACAGCAGCAACAUUCACGUGUCUUGUCAUUGUUGGAGAAGACGAGAGCGGAGCUGCAGGAUGUCAAAGCAGAGGCUCACAAGCAGGAUGCUGCACGAGUGGAAGCUGAGGAGAAGACGAAGAAGGACGUGAAGGCGUUAUUAGCCGAAAACCAGAAGAUCAGAAUGCAGAUAGGAGCAAUUGGGGGGCUGGGAGAAGUGCUCGCAUUAAUUGCGGCGUUCAUGCAGGAGAUCGAGAUUAAGCAGGGGUUACCACUCAGCAGGAAUGAAGAUACUCGAGGGUACGAGAGGAUACGCAAGAUCGCCCUGGACUUGAACAACGUUUGGGAGAAGGUGUGUCCCCUGACUGUGUGCAGUGAUUCCUGUGGUAGUGUACAGAAUUGGAGUGGGUAUGAGGGACUCCAUGGGUGUUAUUCAAGUUGGCAUGGAGAAGAACUUUGUAAACAGAUAUUACAAUGCAGAAUGUAUCACUAGCACAAUACCAUAACGAUUAACCUAAAUUCCAUAGCAUUCAAAAUGACUAGAUGAAAAGACGUCCUA
Messenger RNA from Somion occarium, 878 nucleotides. The record is from the annotation of a GenBank genome assembly. Lineage: Eukaryota; Fungi; Basidiomycota; Agaricomycetes; Polyporales; Cerrenaceae.